Emiliania huxleyi CCMP1516 is the source of this 456-nucleotide messenger RNA. RefSeq names its product 40S ribosomal protein S14. Lineage: Eukaryota; Haptophyta; Isochrysidales; Noelaerhabdaceae. The transcript has a single exon. Gene Ontology annotation, biological process: translation; ribosomal small subunit assembly; maturation of SSU-rRNA from tricistronic rRNA transcript (SSU-rRNA, 5.8S rRNA, LSU-rRNA). The coding region runs from base 1 to 456 and encodes 151 amino acids. The record is from RefSeq and is a predicted model, not a curated record. Gene Ontology annotation, cellular component: cytosolic small ribosomal subunit; ribosome. Gene Ontology annotation, molecular function: structural constituent of ribosome; mRNA 5'-UTR binding; small ribosomal subunit rRNA binding.
AUGGCCCCCAAGGAGGCUGCCGCGCCCGCGGAGAACACGGCGCUCAAGCUCGGCCUCCAGGCAAAGGAGGGCGAGAUUGUCAUGGCGGUGUGCCACAUCUACGCGUCGUUCAACGACACGUUCGUGCACGUGACUGACCCCUCGGGCCGCGAGACCAUCUCCAAGGUCACCGGCGGCAUGAAGGUCAAGGCGGACCGCGACGAGGCGUCGCCGUACGCUGCUAUGCUUGCCGCGCAGGACGUCGCCGCGAAGUGCAAGGAGCUCGGCAUCGGCGGCCUGCACAUCAAGAUGCGGGCGACCGGCGGCAACCGCACCAAGACGCCCGGCCCGGGCGCCCAGUCUGCCCUCCGUGCCCUCGCGCGCGCUGGCAUCAAGAUUGGCCGCAUCGAGGACGUGACGCCGAUCCCCUCCGACUCGACGCGUCGCGCGUCGGGCCGCCGUGGCCGCCGCUUGUAG